AGGAAAUAGCUCCCUUAUUUACGCCGAUGCCACUCGGACCAGCCAGCUCAGCGCCGGUAAUCUAUCUGAGCAGCCCACCAGCCGAGGAGCCGCAAAUCACAAGGCCGAGCCUGGACCAUCAUGACCAUGUUACGGGCGGCGGCUCUGGGAGGCGGGAUUAUGACGUCGAUUCCUCCUUUUCUCAGAGCUUCUACAUGGGCCUUGAAUAUCGAACUUUGUAGUCACCAGCUGUUCAUGAAGCGGACCGGUCGACUUGUUCUUGGCUUUGCCUGUUUGGGAAGGUUAUCAAGGAAAGCAGUAUUGAGGUUGGGGGUCGUGGUUCUUCUCCUAGCA
Molecule: messenger RNA, 333 nt
Organism: Microdochium trichocladiopsis
Lineage: Eukaryota; Fungi; Ascomycota; Sordariomycetes; Xylariales; Microdochiaceae
Exons: 1
Coding region: 27-221 (64 amino acids)
Source: RefSeq, a predicted model, not a curated record